AUGGCGUGGAGACAGCAAGUAAACCAGGAGCUGUCAAGCAUUUUCGACGAGCUCUGGAAACUGGAUGUUAACCGCUUCAAGCCAGGGACAGACUACAGAAUCUCUUUACAGGGCAAAGCAGCCUAUAUAGCCCAAGGCAGUACAACUGCACGGGAUUAUGCAUCCUCUCCUCUGUUUUCCUACGUCAAUGAGAACAAGCUCAAAUCCAUCACAACAUACUCCCGCUUCAUGAAGCUGCUGGAUAACUAUGAGAGAUCGACGGGCGUGGCAGAGAGGGUGACGGCUGACGAAGUGUCGGAGAAUAAUCUCUUUCUGGACGCUGUGUUAGAAACAUCAGUCAUGAAGCGUGCCCACCAGUAUCUGGUCGGUAAAGGCCAGUCCCGCUCAGAUCUCAGACAGUUUAAGAGUCAGCUGUACCAGAUGUGGUUCCGUCUGUAUCACAGAGAUCACAGCGGAGGAGAGGACUCCAGCGGGUUUGAGCAUGUGUUUGUUGGUGAGACUAAAUUUGGGAGAGAGAUCAUGGGUCUGCACAACUGGGUCCAGUUUUACCUUCAGGAGAAGGAGAAACAUCUGGACUACAAGGGAUACAAAUCCAGAGACUUGGUAAUGCACCCCAGCCAGAAUGACCACGUGUUGAACGUGCAGUUCAGCUGGCACGGUCUGGUCAAGCCUGUGGGUAGCACCUUCGUGGGCGUGAGCCCGGAGUUUGAGAUGGCCAUCUUCACCAUCCUCUUCCUCACCUCCACGGAGAAGACAACCACGGCCGUGGUGAACAUGGACAAAUACCAGUUGGAGAUGGUUGUACACAGGCAUGGUCGUUCCAUAGGGACGUCCUACCCCAAACUGCUGAGUACCAACUAG
This is a messenger RNA of Chanos chanos (milkfish), 861 nucleotides long. RefSeq names its product endonuclease, polyU-specific C (gene endouc). Gene Ontology annotation, molecular function: RNA endonuclease activity. The record is from RefSeq and is a predicted model, not a curated record. The transcript is spliced from 7 exons. NCBI's taxonomy places the organism in Eukaryota, Metazoa, Chordata, Actinopteri, Gonorynchiformes, Chanidae. Bases 1 to 861 code for a protein of 286 amino acids.